Messenger RNA from Owenia fusiformis, 854 nucleotides. NCBI's taxonomy places the organism in Eukaryota, Metazoa, Annelida, Polychaeta, Sabellida, Oweniidae. The record is from the annotation of a GenBank genome assembly.
AUAAGUUAUUUGCGCAAAUAUGUAUGAAUCUUAUCAACCACAACUAAUCGCACAAAGUUACGCGCGUCAAACAGAUUCCACGUUGAACUAAACAAGGUGACGUCAUGAGCCCUACCAAAAUGGCAGAUUUAGGAAAUCAGUGGGAAGAUCUUCGUAAGCAAGCACGGCAGCUUGAGAAUGAAAUUGAUCUCAAGCUGGUCUCAUUCAGUAAACUGGGGACAACAUACAGCAACAACAGAGACUACCAGAAUGCAAGUGAUACUUCCCCGCUGCUCAACAAGUCGAAUAGCGAUCACAUGUUUGAUACUAUGGCCAUGCAAAUAGAACAGUUGCUAGCUAAGUUGACUGAAGUUAAUGACAAAAUGUCAGACUACACACAGAACCUUGGCGUGAACUCUCAUAGUGCAGCUUUAUUGCAUACCCUACAACGUCAUAGAGAUAUACUACAGGACUACUCCCAUGAGUUCCAGAAAACAAAAACUAAUAUAAAUACAUUUAUGGAACGUGAAGACCUGCUAGGCUCGGUGAGAAGAGAUAUAGAUGCUUAUAAAAAUGCCUCUGGAGGUUUAAAUAGGAGGUCAGAUUUGCUUUUAAAAGAACAUGACCAUAUAAGGAACUCGGAGAGGCUUGUUGAUGAACAAAUCAGUAUUGCCAUGGCUACAAAAGAGAAUCUAAUAUCACAGCGAGGUGUUCUGGGUAAAGUGCAACAGAAAAUGGUGGAGCUAGGCAAUAGGUUUCCAUUAUUGAACAGUUUAAUGAAUAGAAUCAACAUAAGGAAACGAAGAGACUCCAUUAUUAUAGCAUGCGUUGUUGCAGUGUGUCUUAUUCUAAUGCUGCUGUAUGCCUUUCAUUGA